GAGAGGGUGAGGCGCGAGGAAAUACCAACGCUGAGAAUCAGUAGGGGCGGGUAGGGGACGCUGUAGCUGGGCCAUUGAAUGGGAGCCCCUGGGCCUGAAGGUUUUUUUGUCAGGCGGUACUGCACUCCCCCGAAAUAGAGGGGAUGAAGGGCGGGGAUGCUCUACCAUAGGUAGUCUGGCGACCAGCAGUUACCUCCGGAGGAGAGGCGUGGCCAGAGGGGGCGAGGUUCUGGGAAGAGGUCUCUUAGGAAGAGCCCCUGCCCGGAUGGCAGCAGUAGUUCUAGGGGGAGACACCAUGGGCCCUGAGCGUAUCUUCCCCAAUCAGACUGAGGACUUAGGGCCACAUCAGGGUCCUACAGAAGGAACUGGAGAUUGGAGCAGUGAAGAACCCGAGGAAGAGCAGGAGGAAACAGGAGCAGGCCCAGCAGGCUACUCGUACCAGCCCCUCAAUCAAGACCCUGAACAAGAAGAGGUGGAACUGGCACCAGUGGGUGAGGGAGAAGAUGGAGCUGCUGACAUCCAAGAUCGAAUCCAGGCCCUGGGGCUUCAUUUGCCAGAUCCACCAUUGGAGAGUGAGGAUGAAGAUGAGGAGGGAGCUGCAGCAUUGAGCAGCCACGGCUCUAUCCCCAUGGACCCAGAACACGUAGAGCUGGUGAAAAGGACGAUGGCUGGAGUAAGCCUGCCUGCACCAGGGGUUCCUGCCUGGGCUCGGGAGAUAUCGGAUGCUCAGUGGGAAGAUGUGGUACAGAAAGCCCUCCAAGCCCGGCAGGCAUCCCCUGCCUGGAAGUGACCACACAGAGAGAGCUGCCUUAUCUCCCCACAUUCCAAGCCAGGACCAGCACAGGACUAACAACUCUGGUUUUAACAGCCUUCUUCUUCCCAUGUCCCUUUCACACCAAGGCGAAUCAGACCUCUCAGAGACCCACUUUAUUCAGUUCUGUACAUAUGGGGACAUCGGCCCAAGCCCAGCCCACCUUAGCAUGUAUCACUCUGUGGAGAAUAAAGCACCCUAUGUACACAGCCAAAA
Arvicanthis niloticus (Nile rat) is the source of this 1027-nucleotide messenger RNA. RefSeq names its product male-enhanced antigen 1 (gene Mea1). Gene Ontology annotation, biological process: spermatogenesis. The record is from RefSeq and is a predicted model, not a curated record. NCBI's taxonomy places the organism in Eukaryota, Metazoa, Chordata, Mammalia, Rodentia, Muridae.